AUGAGAUUUAGACAAAUUCAACUGGCUCUACGAGAGAAGCUCUCGCCACCACUUCGAAUAGGUAUUCGUACGCAACUUACUGCCUUGGUGUGCAUCGUUGCGCUGGUAUCACUGAUAAUCCUAGCUAUCACUACUGGGGUUUACUUCACUUCAAAUUAUAGGAACCUUAGGUCUGACAGACUGUUAAUGGCUGCUCAGCUAAAAUCUUCCCAAGUUGACCAAAGUUUGAACUACCUUUACUAUCAAUGUUACUGGUUGUCCUCGAGAGACACAAUACAAACAGCGUUAGCAAACUAUGUUUCAGGGAAUAAAACCUACGAAAAUUGGCUAGAUGCCACAAGCGUAAUACAGAGGUUUCUAGCUUCUUCGGCGUUAUUUUCCGUCGUAAGAGUUUAUGAUGCAGGCUUUAAUGCGGUUCUCAACUCUACCAAUAAUGGAACCGGUGACUUGCUGCCUGUAGAUAUCCUUAAUGAGUUAUUACCUUUAUCAAGUGAUAUAGCUCUGCCGUCUUCAUUAGAAACACAAGGUAUGCUUACAGAUCCAGUAUUAAAUGAUACCACCUACGUGAUGUCCAUGUCCUUGCCCAUAUAUGCAAAUCCAUCCAUUAUUUUGAGUGAGCCAAGAGUGUACGGAUAUAUCACCUUAAUAAUGUCCGCCGACAGUAUAAAAAGUGUCUAUAGCCUUAAUGCAACAACUGGCUUGGAUUUGACGAAUUUUCUUCUGGUUUCCGCGGUGUAUAAUAGUUCGGAGAGAUUAAACGGAUACCGUUUUGUAUUUCCAUCAGAAGGAUUAUCGUCACAAAUCUUGCAUCAAGUGUUUGAGAUAGAUAACGAUACCUUUUUGAAUCCAGCGCUCAGAGAAGGGGAUUCAGGAAGUGUUACACAUGAGGAGUUUCUCGGCGGUUCGUACGCAAUUGGAUACUCUCCAAGCAGCUUCAUGUUUGUAAACUGGAUUUCCAUAGUUCUCCAAUCCGAAGCAGUGUUUAUGGAGCCAUCUACCAGGCUUGCCAAGAUUAUAAGUGGUACUGUGGUAGCCAUUGGUGUCUUUGUAUGUAUGGUGACUCUUCCACUGACACGCUGGGCCGUGCAACCUAUUGUUCGUUUGCAAGCUGCUACUGAACUUAUUACAGAAGGUCGAGGACUUCGCUCAAGUACUCCUGGUGGCUCUGUUAGUAGAAGCAGCUCAUUUAUCCAUCGACGCCCAAGUCGUACCAGCUCCCUUCAUUCUCUUACAUUCAACGAGAAGGGUGGCACAAUUGAUGGAAGUGGUAGAUAUAGUGGAAGCUAUGCAGCUGAUGGAUCCUUAAAUCAUGAUAAGGUGGCGCAGAACUCCACUGGUAGCAGCAUUAACGAUGGCAGUUCCAAUAGAUCGAAGAAAUUGACCACAUCAGCUAACUUGAUAGAGGCAAGGGUUCCCGUUUAUAGAAGAGUCUUUUCGGAUGAGCUUUCUGAAUUAACGGAUACUUUUAACACAAUGACAGAUGCGCUUGACCAGCAUUAUGCGCUACUAGAGGAUAGAGUGAGGGCAAGAACUAGACAGCUUGAGGCUGCCAAAAUCGAAGCAGAGAAAGCCAACGAGGCAAAAACGGUUUUCAUCGCCAAUAUAUCACAUGAAUUGAGGACUCCGCUUAAUGGUAUAUUAGGAAUGACAGCAAUAUCGAUGGAAGAGAGAGAUAUUGAUAAAGUUCAAAACAGUUUGAAGUUAAUAUUUAGAUCCGGUGAAUUAUUGCUGCAUAUCCUUACCGAACUGCUGACAUUCUCAAAGAACGUAUUACAGAGAACAAAAUUGGAGAAAAGAGAUUUUAACAUAACUGAUGUAGCUUUACAAAUCAAAUCGAUUUUUGGAAAAGUCGCGAAGGACCAGGGGGUAAAGUUAUCAAUUAUUAUGUCUCCCAACAUGAUUAGAAGAAUGAUAUUGUAUGGUGACUCUAACAGAAUAAUUCAAAUUGUCAUGAAUCUGGUAUCUAAUGCCUUGAAAUUCACACCCGUGGAUGGUAAAGUCAACGUGCGCAUAAAACUGAUGGGUGAAUACGACCUGAAAAAGAGUACCGAAGGUGACCACAGAAUUGUCCAUAUAAUAGAGGAUACGCAACCCGCUGAUGAUAUGCCUCAAACACCUGGACAUAAACCAGAUGACGAGGCAAACUUAUCUGAUAAAACGAUUGAUGCUACUCUAUCCGCUAACACUGACGAGACAGACGACGGCCACAGCGAUUACAAGAUAGAAAAGCCUGAUGAUUAUGAUAGCUCCUCUCUAAUUUCAAUCAGCACAAGUUCCUAUGAUGAUACAAUAUUCCAUAGUCAGUUUAAGAAGACAACGUGUACCCUAGAAGCUGAGAAUGGAGAAGCACUAGAGAAUCCAAAGACCUGGGUGAUCUCCAUUGAAGUUGAAGACACAGGCCCAGGAAUCGAUCCUUCACUACAGGAAUCCGUAUUCGAACCUUUUGUUCAAGGCGAUCAAGCCUUAUCAAGACAGUACGGUGGUACAGGUUUAGGUUUAUCCAUAUGUAGGCAAUUAGCAACCAUGAUGAAUGGGACAAUGAAGCUGGACUCCACACUAAAUGUAGGUAGUAAAUUCACGUUCACUGUACCUUUAAUCCAAACAAGAGAAAUUACUGUCGAUACUGAUAAUCCGUUUGAGGAUGAGUUCAAUCCACGGAGUAAAAAGAAUAGGAAAGUAAAGUUUAAAUUGGCAAAAAGUGUCAGAAGUAAAUCUUCGCUAGUAAAUUCUAGCCCCAAGGCUGCAUCAAAUGUUAAGAAUUUAGUGGAAAAACAUUCUGAUAUGACAAAAAAUAAUGGAAGCAGCCAAAGUUUAUCCAGCGUUCCGUUAGACAGACCUUUCCUGCAAAGCACUGGUACAGCAUUGUCUAGCAAAGCCCAUGAGAAUCAAUCAGCUGUUAGUAAACCAUUCAAAAUAUUGGUUGCCGAAGAUAAUCAUGUUAAUCAAGAAGUAAUUAGGCGAAUGCUCGUUUUGGAAAACAUUGGAACUAUAGAUUUGGCGUGUGAUGGGCAAGAUGCAUUCGAAAACGUUCAAGCAUUACAAAAAAAAAAUGAACAUUAUGAUCUCAUUUUCAUGGAUGUUCAAAUGCCGAGAGUCGAUGGACUUUCGGCAACGAAGAUGAUUCGCGGUGAUUUAAAUUAUAAAUAUCCCAUUGUUGCACUAACAGCAUUUGCCGACGAAAGCAACAUUAAAGUCUGCUUAGAAGCUGGUAUGGACGGGUUCCUAUCGAAGCCUAUAAAAAGACCAAAAUUAAGAACAAUUCUCGAAGAAUACUGCCCUGAAUAUAGCGCCAACAAAGCGCAAGAUAAAACAUAA
Molecule: messenger RNA, 3315 nt
Organism: Zygotorulaspora mrakii
Lineage: Eukaryota; Fungi; Ascomycota; Saccharomycetes; Saccharomycetales; Saccharomycetaceae
Gene: SLN1
Product: histidine kinase
Exons: 1
Coding region: 1-3315 (1104 amino acids)
Biological process (GO): phosphorelay signal transduction system; protein autophosphorylation
Cellular component (GO): membrane
Molecular function (GO): histidine phosphotransfer kinase activity; phosphorelay sensor kinase activity
Source: RefSeq, a predicted model, not a curated record